Molecule: messenger RNA, 775 nt
Organism: Batrachochytrium dendrobatidis JAM81
Lineage: Eukaryota; Fungi; Chytridiomycota; Chytridiomycetes; Rhizophydiales
Exons: 2
Coding region: 1-750 (249 amino acids)
Biological process (GO): regulation of translational initiation
Cellular component (GO): cytoplasm; eukaryotic translation initiation factor 3 complex
Molecular function (GO): translation initiation factor activity; ribosome binding
Source: RefSeq, a predicted model, not a curated record
AUGCCAUCGUCCAAUACUGAUGUGGAUGGCCUUACGGGUGAGGAGACCACUAUAAACAAGUUCUCUACUCUUCGACCAAGCUACAGACCUGAAGAGAUCCAUUUGGUUGUCGAGACGGUGGACAGAUAUAAUCCUCAGAACAUGGCCAUACUGGAAGAGUAUAUAUCAUCGCAGCUCAAAACCAACAACUAUGACCGCACAGCUUGUCUUGCACUUUUGAAGCUAUACCAGCUCAAUCACGCCGAUGCCAACGUCUAUGUGAUUGCAUCUGUCCUAGCACUCGCACUCAGUGCACUUCCUGAAUCCGAUUUUACACUCUGCAUGUACCUUUUGCGUGAGGAAUGGCUUGCAGAUCCACUGAUUGCACACUUGGUCCACAUGCACGAGUUGCUUGGACAGGCUCAGUUUUCCGAGUUCUGGGCAUAUUUGGAAAGCGAAGAAUCUGUUAGAGAAUUCACUGGCGACUAUUCACUGUUUGACGACAAUAUUCGCGAGUUUAUUGCACAAACACUGAGUAUUACUUACCAAACCAUUUCGAUUGAGAGUCUGGAGAAGAUGUUGGAUUUGUCAGACGAGGAUUUGGCAGAUUGGGUCAAGAUGCGUGAGUCGUGGUCUGUCAAUGCCGAUGAUGAUUCGUUGAUUGAUCUGCCCAUUACUUCAUGGAAUCAGGCUAAAGAGAUUGUUAUGCAGGAGGAUGUCAAGUUUGAACAGCUUGGAAAGAUUCUUAAUCGGUCCCGUUUGGUGGUAUAAUAAAAAUGAUUAUAAACUGCCUGGU